GCCCUCCUCACCCCCGCCCACUCCACCCGCCUCAACAUCACCGCCAUCGCCGCCGCCAACAACGCCUCGCGCCUCGAGUGCUGGCAGCUCGCGGCGCCCGCCGUGCCCGGCCGCGGCGCCCUCAACUACCCCCUCGGCGACCUCGAAGACGCUUUCGUCGGCGUGAUACCGCCGAACACGACGACCGGCACGAUUGGGAACGCGGAGCGCGUGCAAUUCUCCCUCUUCCUCACAGGCCUAGCACACAUCUCGACCCCACACUCCGGCCUCCCCGCGUACCUGAACGAAGUCUUCAUCGCCGGCGGCGCGCGCGGGAUGCUGAUCGCGGCGGAUCUCAAGGAAGUUGCUGCCAGCGGCCACGUGACGGUGUUUCCGGGGCUGGAGAGCACGGUGAUUGCGCAGUUUCCGGUUAAGGGGGGGAAGGUGCCGGAGCAUGAGGUGUUGCAUGUGGGGCCGUGUACGGGGGGGGAUUUGGAGGGGCUGUGA
This is a messenger RNA of Boeremia exigua, 486 nucleotides long. RefSeq lists its product as uncharacterized. Lineage: Eukaryota; Fungi; Ascomycota; Dothideomycetes; Pleosporales; Didymellaceae. The annotation marks the transcript as partial. The record is from RefSeq and is a predicted model, not a curated record. The transcript is spliced from 2 exons.